UGAGACAUCACUAUGUCUCAUAUAUUGUGUUUAAUGAUUUAACAAAUAAGUAGUAAAAAAUUGAUUGGUUUACACAUAAGCGAUAAAAUAAAAUCAUAAAAUAAAAUAAAUUUACAUGGGAAUAUAAUAACACUAUUUCGUUAGUGUAACAAUUAAAAUUUGUUAUACUACCCAAAAAUUUCAGACCAUUUUCUAUGAACUAUACUUUAGCAUAAAAAGUGUGUGUAUAAGAACAACGAAUGACAUGUUCUGCAAAGUAUACAUAUGAUUUACUUAAUUGUCAUUCAUGCGAUAUAACAAUUGGUAUAUGUAGGGCGCUGUAAAAAUUACAAAGUGUACGAACCACAAGUGAAUUAGAUUCUACCGUAUUUUAAACGGUAUUUGCAUUAAAUAGUAGAAUUGGUAUUAUCUACACCAUUUUGAACCGCAAGUACUAAAUUUUGUGAACCUACAUUAAUUUUAUUCUACGAUAAUGGCACUCAAUGAAAAUCAUAAAAACGAAGGGUCAGCUGAAAUCGAAGGAGAAAACGGGAAUGAUGGAAACGAUGAAUCAGAGAAGAUUCUUAUUAUAGAUCCUGAUAGUGAAGAACUAGAUUUCAAUCAUUCAAGGUUGACAAAAUUAGAGAAUUUAGAACCAUUAUGGAAAAUACGCAAAUUGUGUUUUACAUGGAAUUUAAUUAAAAAGAUUGAAAAUCUUGAUACACUUACAACAUUAGUUGAACUAGAAUUGAGGGAUAAUCAGAUUAUCACAAUAGAGAAUUUAAGUGCUCUUGUAAAUUUAGAGCUUUUAGACCUAUCUUUUAAUCGAAUUAAAAAGAUAGAAGGAUUGGAAAAUUUAUUGAACUUGCAAAACUUAUACUUGUCAUCUAAUAAGAUUCAGUGCAUUGAAAAUUUGUCACAUCUAAAAAAUUUAAAAACUCUCGAGUUAGGUGACAAUAAAAUACGAGAAAUCUGUAAUCUUGAAGGACUUGAAAAUUUAACAACUUUGUUUCUUGGAAAAAAUAAGAUCACAAAGAUUGAGAAUCUAGGAUCUUUAAAAAAUCUUCAGUUAUUAAGUCUCCAAAGUAAUCGCAUUGUACGAAUAGAAAAUCUGGAAGAAUUAAGGAAACUAGAUCAAUUAUAUUUAUCUGAAAAUGGCAUAACUGUCAUAGAAGGACUGUCGAACUGUGAAAAACUAACUACAUUAGAUUUAGCGAAUAACAAAAUAAAACAUAUUCAAUGUAUCGAUCAUUUGGAAGAUUUAGAGGAGUUUUGGAUAAAUAAUAAUGAAAUCGAAAAUUGGACAAUUAUAAAAAACUUAACUUCUAAUAAAAAGUUACGGACUGUUUAUUUAGAACAUAAUCCUGUUGCUGCAGAUUCAAACUAUAGGACAAAAAUUAAAUUAUUGUUACCAUGGCUCAUCCAACUAGAUGCAACGUUUUGCAGAUGAAUAUGAAAAUGUUACUAAGUAAAUCAUUAAAAAAUAAUGUAUUUCUGUUGACUUUAUCAUUAAUUAUUUUGCAUUAAUUUUAAAAAUCAUUUUGGUAGACAAAAAACAUUAGAAACAUAUUAUGUACUUUAUUAAUAGAAGAUGUAAUAUAAUUAAUAUUUCUUCGGUGAGGAGCACAUUCCUCUCUUUUAUAGUUUACAUUGUAUUAAUAGUCUUAUCGAUAUUGUGAUUUAAUAAUGCAGCUUAAUUACUGCGCUUAGUCGUAAAAGGUACAGAAUUUUGAAUAAAUUAUAUUCAUUUGUAGGAUGUGCUUUAAUUGUUUUGAAAUAUAUAAUAUUGAUCGUUUUCAAUUUCAAUAUCACAGUAAUUCCUUCAAACUAUUUACUGCAUGUGUAAACUAUUAACAUUUUAAUUAAAUUGAAUUUUAUAGUGCUAUACAUACUUCCACUGAAUAAUAUACAAAUCUGGAGUGUAAUUUUGUGUUUAUUGAUGUAUGCAAGAAAUAUAUUAAGAUUGUAUACAUAUAUAUUUGUUAAGUGCCUUACAUUCACUAAAUGUAUUAUUCAAUUACUACUGAAUCAAUUUUAUAAUAUUAAUUAU
Molecule: messenger RNA, 2029 nt
Organism: Nomia melanderi (Alkali bee)
Lineage: Eukaryota; Metazoa; Arthropoda; Insecta; Hymenoptera; Halictidae
Molecular function (GO): protein binding
Source: RefSeq, a predicted model, not a curated record